UGGCAGCCCUGCAGCCCUCAAAACUGUCAAAUGUUAUUCGUUUUCUAAUGUGUUGAGUGUCGCUGGAAGACAAUAUAUUAUUUUCGACUUAGUGUGAACUGGAAACCAAUUGUAAACAAUAAUUAAGCGCAACGUACUAAUUUAUAUCUUAUGCUAUGUUUUCUAAUGUGGAAUAUUGAAUCUUCUUUGGAUAAACAAACUGAAGCAGGAUGGCAAGUGAAGAUGUGAUAGAAUUAGGGUCUUCGGACGAUGACACUGAACCGGCUCCGAAAAAGAGUAAACCAAAGCCAGAUGCAAUGGUGUGCAUACCAAGAUACAAGUUAAACGAGGUCACAAUAAAGCCUCCUAGUGCUAAAGUUAAAGUAAUUGCAGGACCAGGUAAAUCUGGGCUCUCAACAAAGAAUGAUCCUAUUUUAAAAGUGUUAUCUGCAACAGAAGGUGUCACCAUUUCCAAGGCAACAACUUCGCCCCUUAGGCUACCCACUGACCCAACUUCAUUGAAACGAUUACCAAUAGCACAAAAUAUAUUUCCGCCAAAACAAAUCAUCACACCAAAAUCAUCAGUUGUACUAAAAGCGCCAACACCUUUUGCAAAGAAAAAAACAACUAUAACAAGAGUCCCAACUUUGUUAACUAAUCCAUUUGCUAAUGUAAAUAAACACAAUGGUAAACCUGUGCACAAAGUGAUUUCCAAACCACUUUUAAAUUUACCUAAAAGUCUUAAAAUUCAAUAUGCUUCAGCUUCACAAAACAAAUUUACAGCUUUACCACACAAUCCAAUAAAAAUUUCCAAUUCUUCUCCUGUAAUUUUAAAUACUAUCCAUCAACCAACCAAUCAAAUUAAUUUACCACCUAGUAUAACUGUUAAGAGAACUUCUAAGCAAACUUAUAAACCAGUGGUUUAUAUGAAACGCAAUACAAAUGCUACCGACAUAAAACAAGCAAAUGUCCCUACAGUUGAAUUAGAUGAUGAUGAAAUAUCUGUCAAUGAACCAGCUGCCCCUGGCCCUGCAUGGUAUUUGAGACCAGAGGAACAAGAAGAAAUUUCUACAUUAGAAGAAGAGAAUAACAAAGAGCCAGAAGGUUCUAAGAUGAUUGAAAUCACCAUAGAAGAUAGUCCAAUUAAACCGGUGACAAAUAAAAGAACUUGUGAAGUUGGUACUGAACUGGCCAUCACAAUUGAUGACAGCCCUAUCAAAGCAGUAGCUGAUAAGAAUGGAUCUCUCAGUGAAAGUGAUGAAGAAUGUGUUACUCCAAAAUCUCCUCCUAACAGUAAAAAGAAAUUGGAAUAUCCCAAAGAAGAUGAAUCAAGAGAGAAAACUUUAGAAAUAGAAAUUGAAAUACCCAUUGGUGAAGGAUUAGAAUUGGACACAAAGAGUGUGGAUAAAGAUGGCAAUAAUGAUAUUCCUAAGGCUAGUGUGGCAGAACAGACAGAGUCUACAGAAAAAAAUGAUUCUAGUAAAGCUGAUACAAAUUCUAAAGAAGCUACUAAAGAGCCUAGUAUUAGUGCCCAGAGUGAAUUUCAUCCUGUAUACCAGAACUUUAUAGAUGUCUGUUUUCAAUUGGAAAAUUCUGAUGAUAUGAAUAAAAUAGUAGAGAAGAAAAUUAAAGGCUAUUAUAGACAGGUUCCGAAGGAGUACACGGAAUCUGAGGAGUUCAUUGACAUGGUUAGAAGUAAAGUAGUUGCAAUGAAGGCUAGCCCUGAAAAGAUGUAUUUGUAUAUAAAAGAUGUUGUUGAUGAACUAAAUAUGCAGAGAAAAAGAGCUAAAGCACAACCACAAGUGGUGAAUUUGGAGACAGUACCUGAAGAGUCAGAUCAGUUUCAGUUUGGAGAAGAAAAUGAAUAUGAUUCAAAACGUCAAAGGCAGAUACGUAAACUGGAGAAGACUAUAAAGAAACUGCACAGAGCCAUCCAGAAAUUGGAAGAGCAUGAGGUUGAUUUUGAUGAUGAGGAUGAUUCGGUUUAUUUAUUGACUGAAAGGUAUAAAGAAAGGAUGGUACGUGUUUACGCGAAAUUCUGUCAAUUGACGAACACAAAAAUGCCUUCUGAGCCCCGUAUUACAGUGGAAUCGAGGCCAGGCCAACCGGCAGGCCCGGCUAAACGACUUGAGAAGUGGGUAAACAAAAAGGUACCUAUUGGUACUCCACUGCCAUUCCCAGAUUUCCAUGAUGUACUCCGAUGUGUUAGAGAAGCUAACGAGGAAGAUAAACUGUGUUGGAGUGAGGCACAGAUUAUGGAAGAGGCUCGAGACCUCUUUACAAGGUGCGGAAAGAAACUACAGCGGCGUAGACAAGAAAAUGAAUGGCGAUUAGCGGCUUCAAGACUAACAUUAGAUGUAGUUGACCCGGCAGAAAAUAAUGAGCAACUGAGGCAUCAACUAGACAUGAAUAGAAAAGUCGCAUCCAGUAAAGAGACUGAAAUAUUUAAUAAGUUUGCUGACCGACAGAACCAAAUGAAAUUGGAAGGUGAAGAAAUUGGCGAUAAGGAAGCUGAAGAGUCACCAGUUGAAAGUGAAGAUGAAGAUGCUAAUGACGAUGAAAGUGCUUCCUUAGAGAACAAAGGUAAAAGAAAGGAAAGAUUGAAGCGAUUAAUAGAGGAGAUAUCCAAGGGGCCUAGUGAGGGAAAAGAGAAUCAACCUUUAGAAAAACCUAACACUAGUCCAACAGAGGAAACUGUUAAAGGAACCGAAGUCAAAGGUGAUAAAGAAGAUUCUGAGACUUUGAAAAGUAAAAAUAUAGACAAAGACAUUCAGAAUGCUGAAACAUUUUCAGUAAGUAGUGAAAAUAGUAAAGAUUUCGAUUUAGAGUCAGAUGUAGAUGAGCUUCAUUUAUUGCAGAAGUUGCAUAAAAGCAAUGAAGAUACAUCCACUUUGGAUUCUUCAGAUUCUGAUGAUAGUCUUAUAGCUAUUUCAGACUCACUGGACUCUGAUAAUGAUAAUAAAGAAUUAAGUGACGUAAUUAGCAUCGAAAAUUCAAGCUAUUCAGAUAGCGAAGCUGAUAAAAUGAAUAGUGUGCCAUCUAAUAACAAAGACAUUGUAGAAAUUAAAUCAACAGAUACUCAAAAACAUAAUGAAACUGAACCACAAAAUAAUGAGCUUGAACUUGUUUUUGAUGAUUCUGAUAUGAACCCCACAAAUGACAUGAAUGUGGAAUGUUCUAAGUCUGUUGAAGAUAAUCUUCUUGCGUCCUCAGAUAAUGAAAGUGGCGACAAUAAGCAGGCAGAAACAGUUCCUGUAGAUAUUGAGAUACCCAGUGAAGAUGUGGACAUACUGUCUACUCAAGUAGAUGCACUUUCGCCUAGUGACACAUGCGUGAAUCUUAAAGAUGAUCUCAUUUCAAUUGACGAAACAGUUGUCGGAAAUGUAGCUGUUAAUCCAAAGGAAAAUCAAGUUAAUGAAUUGCCUGUUAUAGCAGUUGGAACAGAAAUUAACAAUAAAGACCAUUUUAAAGAUGGGAAAGAAAGUAGAGGUGAUGUAGAUACAGUAUCACUAAAAUUUGGAGCAUCCAGUACAUCUAAAGAAUUACAAAAGGAGAUUGUUAGUAGUACUUCUGCUGAACUUGAACUGCCGGAACCUAUGGAUGUUGAUGAACCUCAAACAGUAGAUACGGUCAAGGCCCAUUCACAUACAGGAAAACCUGAAGUAGCAUUAUAAUCUAAUAAUAAAAUUACUGAAGUGAUAAAAUGACUGAAGUGUUAAAGUGCGGAGUAAUUAUUGUUGGUGUGUGUGUGUGAAUGAUUAGGGGAUGGAGGAAGCCAAAGAAGUAUGUAAUAUAAUCGUGGAUGGUGCUCUGGAGGUACAUGUAUAUAAAACAAACAUAAAGCUCGUAAAAGUUAUUUAAGUACUACAAAAUAAAAUAUUAUAAUUUGUAUAGCUUGUCUGUCUAUCAUUGGAAUACUGUAGCUAAAUGACAUUUAUGUUCAGAUAAAAAAUAGUUAUUAUACUAUAAAUGUUUCUGUGUUUUGCCACAACUUAUGUAAGUAUAAUCUACGGCAAGAUUUUUCGUAGUAGAGAUAAGUUCGCUAUUGUAAGUAUGUUUAUUUUCAAAUUAUUUCUCACUUUAACUUUCAACUUAAAUUCCUUUUUUUUUAUUCUUGUAUAUGUAAAAUAUUGGGAAAUAAUGAGGAAAUACAAUACGCGAACCUAUCAAAUUCUGUCCAUGGUUAGUUUAUUCCAUAUUGGGCUAAUUUCGCUGUACGUUAUAAUUUGUAUUUUAUGUACAUAUGUAUACAUAUAGAGGUUUACUACGCCAAAUCGAAUGUCAUAUGACAAUGAGGACUGAAUGUGGAUUUCUCGCUUGGAGAGCUUGUGAAAAAAGUCUGUAGGCUUAACAGGGAUGACAAUAGGGUAUGAGAAUAAAAAGGAAAACAUUAAACACGUUUUAUUAUUUUGUAAGGCAAUUUUAGUUUAUUUUUUAAAUAACAAACAAUUUAUUAUUGUUAUUUUGCCAUCUACCGUUUUAUGACGAAAUUCUAUUAUCAUCGGGUCAAAUAUUACAAAUCAUGUAGUCAAUUAUUUUAGCUCCCGCUUAGCACAAAAUGUACUUAGUUGUGACAUCACAAGAUAUUUCAAACCAAUGUCAUAGAAAAAUUUGAUUCCCUAAGAAAAAAUACUUGUCUAAUAUUUUAAAUUAGUCUUUAAGACGCCGACAACGUUACAAAAUCGUCAUCCCUGUUGAGAGUGUGUCAGUGUCAAAGCAUUUGAAAACAUUUUUUGACAGUAACAGCGGUUAGACAAAGACAUCACAUAUCCCCUCAGCUGUUGAACGGACUCCAGGUGUCUGUACACAAACUGGGAAAAUAAUAGCUCAACCGAUUUCAAAUUAGGAUUAACUAUACAUUACAAAUUGAAACUGGAUCAAUAUUUUUUUUAUGUUAGCUUAUUUCUUUGCGAUUCCAAAUAUAUAAGCUUUAUAUAAGCUUCCAUACAAAAGUUUUGAGAUAUUGUAAUUUUAAACACACGCGCCUGUAUCGCGCGGACCACCCACGAAGUGCUUACACAGAUCCGCCGAAUCGCGAAAAAUGGCCGCCACAGCUGAGGGGAUAUUAGCACCAUUAGAAUGCCUAGUGAGUUUUCUUUACGUCGAAGCGAUCGGCACGUUACCGGGUGAUUCUUCACAUCAAUUUUAACAAAAAUAAUGAUGCCAAUACCCUCAAACCAAAAUAACAAUUCUGCCGAUUAAAACAUAAAUAAUGAUUUUAUUAAAUUAAAUUGAACCAAUGGUUACAAGUGAUUAUUUAAAAUAUUGAAUAAUAAGUUGAUGCUUAACAACCCGGGAGAAUAAUGAUUUUCGAAGUAUCACCCCUACCGCAUUUAGCUCUCUGAUUGGUUGUUUUAUU
Molecule: messenger RNA, 5338 nt
Organism: Spodoptera exigua (beet armyworm)
Lineage: Eukaryota; Metazoa; Arthropoda; Insecta; Lepidoptera; Noctuidae
Source: the annotation of a GenBank genome assembly